AUGCUGAUUCCGAAGGAUGACCGCAAGAAGAUCCACGAGUACCUCUUCCGAGAGGGCGUCUUGGUCGCAAAGAAGGACUUCAACCUCCCCAAGCACCCCGAUAUCGACACCAAGAACCUCUUCGUCGUCAAGGCCUGCCAGUCCCUGAACUCCCGCGGCUACAUCAAGACCCAAUUCUCGUGGCAAUAUUACUACUAUACUCUCACCCCCGAGGGCCUCGACUACCUCCGCGAAUGGCUUCACCUCCCCGCCGAGAUCGUCCCCGCUACACACAUCAAGCAGCAACGAUCGCACGCCCCACCCCGAGGUAUGAUGGGCGAAGGUGAGCGCGAGAGGCGACCGUUCGGCCGCGGUCGUGGCGGUGACCGUGGUGACCGCGGCGACCGUGGCGAUCGUGAGGGCGGUUACCGGAGACGGGACGCCGGUGAGGGUAAAGAGGGUGGCGCUCCUGGCGAAUUCAACCCUCAAUUCCGUGGUGGAUUCGGUCGUGGUCGCGGCGCUCCUCCUUCGUAG
Durotheca rogersii is the source of this 513-nucleotide messenger RNA. Its product is annotated as plectin/S10 domain-containing protein. Gene Ontology annotation, molecular function: structural constituent of ribosome; RNA binding. The transcript is spliced from 3 exons. Lineage: Eukaryota; Fungi; Ascomycota; Sordariomycetes; Xylariales; Xylariaceae. Gene Ontology annotation, cellular component: cytosolic small ribosomal subunit. The coding region runs from base 1 to 513 and encodes 170 amino acids. The record is from RefSeq and is a predicted model, not a curated record.